UCAAGAUAAACACUUUGGCUUCCCUGGUUACAGAUUGUGUGACUAGUUCAUGAGUUGAGAAGAUAAUGAAAAUGUGAUAGAACUUUAAUCAAAUUAUGUAUCUUUAUUGGGUUAGGUGAUCAUCACUUUUGUUUAAAAGGUGAAGACCAACACAAAUACAAAAUGCCACUUGCACAAACCAGACUAGAGACCCUUCAGGUCUGCAAGCUGCUACAAUGUGUCCGGGAUAAGGACAAGGCACAGAUUGAGAAGAUGUCAAUGCAGGGAGUUCCACAUCUCAUUAACUACAAUGAUGCUAAUGAGGGGCACACUGCUCUCUCUGUAGCAGCAACAGCUAACGAUGAGGACAUGAUUGACUUUCUACUGAGCCUUGGUGCUCAUCCAGAUGUAGUUGACUUUAAAGGUCGAUCUGCAGCUAUGAGAGCAGCUGAAUAUGGACAUGUGGACUGUCUUGCAAAACUGGCUGAGAAAGGAGCAAAUAUGAAAUUAACAGACAGGGAAGGAAAAGGCAUUUUGUUUUACUGUAUUUCACCAACACAACGUCAUGCAAAAUGCCUCGAGAUUGCUGUGCUGAAUGGAGCAGAACCAAAUAACACAGAUAAACAGGGAAUCCCGGUGCUAUUGCAUGCCUGUGAGACAGCCAUGGACAAUGAAGAUAUGUGCUUACUUCUAGUACAGAAAGGCGCGGAACCAAACUCCAAGCAAGAGGAAGCAGAAGAAGGGUUUGGUUCCGAACCUAAGAAAAAAACCAAACCUCAAAAGAAAAAAUCGAAAAAACGAGUUAAGGGGUUAAAAUUUGUAGACCCAGAUGAGAAAACUGGGAAGACGGCCCUGAUGGGGGCAGCUGCCAGUGGGAGCGUGAAAGUGGUGCGAGCCCUUCUCCAGAAUGGGGCUGAUGUCAAUGUCACCGAUCUCAGACAUAACCAUGCAUCACACUUUGCUGCUGCUAAUGGCCAUCUGGAAGUGUUGGCAUGCAUGGCUGGAUACGGGGCCUUGUUUGACCAGGUGAACGCUGAGGGGAACACCCCACUCCACAAUGCUGCGGCAGGCGGACAUGGCAUGUGCCUCAAGUUCCUAGGGCAGAGAGGUUGUAAUCCAAAACCAAAGAACAAUGAGGGUAACACAGCUAGAACCAUCGCCAAAGACAUGGGAAACAAGGAGGCCAUGAAAGAAGCAAGAAAAGCGGAAAAGGCUUUCGGCAAAGUUGGCAAAAAUAAUGAACCAUAUGCAAUUGCCUUGUAUGACUUUAUAUAUGAGAGACAAGAUAUGGUGAAAAACAUGUUUCAGAAGUAUUAUGACCCUGAUGAAGAGGGGACAGUGAGUAAAAAUGAGUUCCUGGACACAAUUAUGGGCAUGAGCCCACCAAUUAGUGAGGAAGAGCUGCGUCGAGUGCAGGCUGCCCAAGACAAGGGUGGGAAAGUGGACUAUAACGAGUUUAUUAGUGGUAAGAAAUAUGUGAAUAAAAACUAUUUAAUGAGUGCAUUUGAAGGUAAGAAAAAGAAAGGAAAGAAGGGCAAAAAGGGUGGUAAGAAGAAGGGGAAGUUUAAGCUUGUCAUGCCGAUAUGCACAUCAGAGGAUGGUCCUAGAACAUAUGGUGGGGGUCCCCCAGAAAUGUUUAUAGAGAGGCAUAUCCACUUCACUGACACGGGAAGGUUUGACCGAGACCACCCACCUAAACACCCAUUGCAGGAUGACUCGGCCUGGUACCUCCAGCACCCUGAGAAAACAUACCUGAACAUCAACGAUGCUGCCCGCAGUGGGGACUUUGACUCGAUGAAGAAUGCUUUCCAGAGAGGUGUCUCUGCAGACACCAGGGACAAGUACUACAAGACUCCUCUUAUGGUGGCAGCAUCUUCUGGCAACAUGGAAAUGGUCAAGUUCCUAUUGGAUAAUGGGGCCUCGGUGAAUGCACGUGACAACUUCAAGUGGACACCUCUACACCAUGCCGCUCAUGCGGGCCAGCUAGACAUCGUAGAGACUCUCUUGGCUCAGGGUGCAGAGAUGGAGGCCACUGCCAUGAGCGGAGGCACGCCCCUCACCCGCGCUAUUGAGUCGUCACGGGAACAGGUCGUUGAAUUCUUAAUGAGCAAGGGUGCCAGGGUGCAAAUAGAAAAUAAGAAAGGUCAUACUCCUUUGGACAUUGCUCAGUCAUGGGCAGACCCGAGGGUGUUGCAGUGUGUACAGUCAAGGUUUGACAGCCUGCCACCCCUUAAGGACGGGAAAGGCAAGAAGGGUAAGGGUGGGGGCAAGGCUACACCCAAACGCCCCCAGUCGGUGCCUGCUGGAGACGGGGACCUAAAACCUCCUGGAACUGCCAGGGACAAUCCUAGCAGUGCCCGAGCCCUAAUGGAGGAGGGGCAGCCUCGUCAGAGAAAGGGCUCCAUUCUUCGGGCAGCAUCUGCACUCGCGGGUGGGCUUGAUGAGCAGGAAAACAUCACGUACACACCCCUCAAGGCCUGGACCAAACAGCCAACCACAGGGGAACUUAUUCACGAGAAAGUCGUCAAUCGGGAUCGCUUCGGCUGGGAAGUGGAUUUCGAGGACUUUGAAAUGCCGUUUAAGAAAAAUGUCUCAAAUAAAAUUCAAGAAAUGGGCGGGGUUGAUGAUGAUUGAUCAUAAUAUGGACACAUAGAGACUAUUUCAAGGGGCUUCUUCCACUAUGAAAGACUUGUGUCAUGUAAAGACACAUUUGUUUAGUCAUUUGGCAAUAUACUUUGAAUAGUUAAUUCAAGCAUUAUUUUUAUUAUAGUGUGUGGGCUUUAAUCAGUUCCAUUGGUGAGUUGUAAACCUCAUGCUCUUGAUACUUCUACAUGUAGUUAAACAGUUAAGUUUUAACAUAUAGCCUAGCAUUUGGGGAUUUUUCGUUCACUCCUGUUCUUUAUUUUUGAUACUGUCCACUUUAUUGCCAUGUAUUGGAGUCGGUCUGUGAUAAUCUGAGAAUGUAUAUCAGCUCAUGCAUACAGAUAUUUUGUAUUCUCUGUGAUAACUGCUGAUAUAUGUGAAGUCAUCUGUGAAAAUGAGUUCUUUUAUCGAAAAAAAACUAAAUUAAAAGUAAUGAAUAAACUUACACAAGAUAUAAAAGUAUU
This is a messenger RNA of Mya arenaria, 3086 nucleotides long. Its product is annotated as ankyrin repeat and EF-hand domain-containing protein 1-like. The record is from RefSeq and is a predicted model, not a curated record. Lineage: Eukaryota; Metazoa; Mollusca; Bivalvia; Myida; Myidae. The transcript has 10 exons. Bases 163 to 2613 code for a protein of 816 amino acids. Gene Ontology annotation, molecular function: calcium ion binding; protein binding.